Molecule: messenger RNA, 1611 nt
Organism: Fibroporia radiculosa
Lineage: Eukaryota; Fungi; Basidiomycota; Agaricomycetes; Polyporales; Fibroporiaceae
Exons: 11
Coding region: 1-1611 (536 amino acids)
Biological process (GO): N-glycan processing
Cellular component (GO): glucosidase II complex
Source: RefSeq, a predicted model, not a curated record
AUGGUACCCUGGCUAUUGCUCGCGCUGCCUAUUCCUGUACUUGCUGGCGUCGACAAAACGCACGGAGUCUCUCUAUCUCUUCUCUCUCGUUAUCAAUCGCCAGGCUCGCCGUCGGCGCCGUGGACUUGUCUUGAUGGUUCGAAGACAAUCUCGUGGUCGGCCGUAAACGAUGAUUAUUGUGACUGCCCUGACGGAAGCGAUGAGCCUGGUACUGGGGCGUGUCCCAAUGGUAUAUUCUACUGCAGGAACGAGGGUCACAUAGGUGCACAUAUACCUAGUACGCGAGUUGGAGAUGGACUCUGCGAGCCUGAAUGCUGUGACGGCUCAGACGAACGCCUGGGCAUCUGUCCGAAUGUAUGUAAGGAGGUUGGGGCAGUAUAUCAAGAAGAGCAAGCAGCCAAACGAAAAGUUCAAAGCACAGGCUCGAAAAUCCGCACAUUGUAUAUCGCUUCUGCGCAGAAGGAAAAGAGGCGGUUAGAGGGCCAGAUCACUACGGCAAAACAAGAAAUUGCAGUACGAGAAGAUGAGGUUGCGCGGCUGAAAGAUAUUCUAGAUCGAGCGGAAUCAAUUUCUGCUACGGCUUUGGAGUAUAAAAAGCAGUCCCCGUUAUAUGCAUCUCUCAUGGAACAUUCACGUGCGCUCAAGGCCCUCGAAUCCGAGUACAAGCUGCAUCUUGAACGAGAAAAGGCGUUGGGUGAUAUUCUCGAUGCGCUCCGCCUGGGCUACAAUCCGAAUUAUCAAGACAUGGCGGUUUUGGAGGCUGUUCGUGGCUGGGAAGCGCUCGCAGGUCUGCCUCAUAUCAACGACGUUGCGAAAGAUGACGAAAGUCACAAGCAAGAAGUCCCUUCGCAACAGGAACAAGAGCUCGAGGGCGAAUGGACUGCAGAACAACUCGACAAAAAGCUCGACAGUCUGAUCAACAGCGAUUAUGAAACUUUACUCAUAGAACAUGACAAGCAUAUAGGAGCCCCAGUAUCGGACUCACCUCUAUAUGAUCUAACGGCAUACAUCCCUGACGCUUUUCUUCCGCCAUUCGAAGCCUUCCUUCAAACUGUCUCUUCGUGGCUUCAGUCGUUCGGCUUGACUAGUGGUACGACAGCGACGUCCACAGACAAUUCGAAGGCACGCCAGGCCUUCAACGAUGCCGACAAGAAUCUGAGUGCCGUUAAACAAGAACAGAAGAAAGCGGAAGAGGAGCUCUCGCACUUGUUUGAUCCUACAUGGUUCGGCUCCGAAGGCGAGUGGAAACGGUUACAAGGAACGUGCCUAUCGAAGGAUACCGGAGAAUACACCUACGAAGUCUGCCUCUUUGAUGAAGCCAGACAAAAACCUAAUAAGGGUGGCUCUACCCAGAGCUUAGGCAAAUUCUCUUCUUGGGACACCGGCGCCGCCGUGGGUUCGCCUGAAUAUUACGGCAAGCAACAUUACACUCAAGGGACGAAGUGUUGGAAUGGUCCUAUGCGAAGCGUUACCGUCGUCUUCAGCUGUGGGAUCGAGAAUGAGCUUUUGACUGUGGCAGAGCCGGAGAAGUGCGAGUAUCAGUUCACAGCAACUUCCCCAGCCGUGUGCUUGCCACUUCGCGCAGAAGAGGAGCCGCGCGACGAACUAUGA